CUUUAUGGUCGCCCAGCGAUUACAAUAAUGACUAGCUCUGUUUUCUUCCUUAAAAAGGAUGCCACAUUUUGAAGAUACAUUUGCAAUGGAGUUCUCUAAUAGCAACAGCGAACUGAGGCUACUGGAUAAGAAGACAAGUCCUAACCGGAAGAUCGAACCUAUGGGUGCAGCGCCUGAACUAAAAUUUGAUGCCUUGUGGAUUUUGAGGUGGCCAUUAGAAGACAUAACUAGUUAUUACAACAACCUCAUAUCGUUCGACGAAGCAGAUCCUAAUUCGAUCAGCGUCGAAAUUUCUUCCAGUAAAGAGAACUUAGGUCCUAAUUCAGUUCAGCCGGUCUGCAGUCAAGAAAGUGUCAUCAAAAAUAGCAGUGAAGCAAAGAUUAUUACGGGAGAAGUUUCCAAGGGGAAUGCUUUGAGAAAAGGAUUUAGAUAAAUUUGAUGAUUAUCCUUUAUAGCACCAAGCAUAUGAUGUUUAGUUACAUUUUGGAUUGAGUUCAUAUCUUCAUGUUGUUGACAACAUUUUAUUAUUGUACCAAUUUAGUGUGUAACUG
Molecule: messenger RNA, 551 nt
Organism: Papaver somniferum (opium poppy)
Lineage: Eukaryota; Viridiplantae; Streptophyta; Magnoliopsida; Ranunculales; Papaveraceae
Exons: 2
Coding region: 59-433 (124 amino acids)
Source: RefSeq, a predicted model, not a curated record